Messenger RNA from Camelina sativa (false flax), 1743 nucleotides. The record is from RefSeq and is a predicted model, not a curated record. NCBI's taxonomy places the organism in Eukaryota, Viridiplantae, Streptophyta, Magnoliopsida, Brassicales, Brassicaceae.
AUGAAAANCCAUCUCAAGACUUGCGGCUCACGCGGUCACUCUUGCGACUGCGGCCGAGUUUUCUCCAGGGUUGAGAGUUUCAUAGAGCACCAAGAUACUUGCACCAUUCGGCAUUCUCCACCCACUAACCACCGUCCUCUACAGCAGCACACGGACGGCACUGUGGCACCAUCAAGAACCACUUCGACCACAAGCUUUGGCCCAUUAUUGCAUGGUCUUCCUCUAUUAAGGCCACCACCACCGUCCUAUCAACAUUCACAAGCUUUGGCAUACCCUUUCAAUGCUUUAUCAGCAGCUCCUUUUGAAAGCCUCGAACUUCAACUAUCAAUAGGAAUGGCAAGAACAUCAGCACAAGCGAAGAGCACCGAAAAGGGAGAGACGAGUUUAACAAAGGAGAGACCGAACGAGGAGGCAAGAAUGGCGGAUAAAAUGAGACAAGAAGCGAAGAGGCAGAUAGAAAUUGCCGAAACGGAUUUUGAGAAGGCUAAGAGAAUAAGGAAAGAAGCAAAGGCCGAGCUUGAGAAGGCUCAAAUUGUUAGAGAAGAAGCAAUCAAGAGGAUUAAUGCAACAAUGAUGGAGAUAACUUGCCACUCUUGCAAGCAUCUGUUUCAGCUGGUUGAGAGUUUCAUAGAGCACCAAGAUACUUGCACCAUUCGGCAUUCUCCACCCACUAACCACCGUCCUCUACAGCAGCACACGGACGGCACUGUGGCACCAUCAAGAACCACUUCGACCACAAGCUUUGGCCCAUUAUUGCAUGGUCUUCCUCUAUUAAGGCCACCACCACCGUCCUAUCAACAUUCACAAGCUUUGGCAUACCCUUUCAAUGCUUUAUCAGCAGCUCCUUUUGAAAGCCUCGAACUUCAACUAUCAAUAGGAAUGGCAAGAACAUCAGCACAAGCGAAGAGCACCGAAAAGGGAGAGACGAACCAUAUUAACGCACUAAUUUUCAAGUAUAUAUUUAGGUCAUCUAAACAUACACUAAUAAGUAACUUCUCUUGGUUUUUUUUUCUUUUUCUCAGGGUUGAGAGUUUCAUAGAGCACCAAGAUACUUGCACCAUUCGGCAUUCUCCACCCACUAACCACCGUCCUCUACAGCAGCACACGGACGGCACUGUGGCACCAUCAAGAACCACUUCGACCACAAGCUUUGGCCCAUUAUUGCAUGGUCUUCCUCUAUUAAGGCCACCACCACCGUCCUAUCAACAUUCACAAGCUUUGGCAUACCCUUUCAAUGCUUUAUCAGCAGCUCCUUUUGAAAGCCUCGAACUUCAACUAUCAAUAGGAAUGGCAAGAACAUCAGCACAAGCGAAGAGCACCGAAAAGGGAGAGACGAGUUUAACAAAGGAGAGACCGAACGAGGAGGCAAGAAUGGCGGAUAAAAUGAGACAAGAAGCGAAGAGGCAGAUAGAAAUUGCCGAAACGGAUUUUGAGAAGGCUAAGAGAAUAAGGAAAGAAGCAAAGGCCGAGCUUGAGAAGGCUCAAAUUGUUAGAGAAGAAGCAAUCAAGAGGAUUAAUGCAACAAUGAUGGAGAUAACUUGCCACUCUUGCAAGCAUCUGUUUCAGCUGCCUAUUAUGGCUGAUGAGAGUACGUCAUCUCUUGUUAUGAGUUACGUUUCCUCGGCGACAACUGAAGGGGAAUGCGAGUGAUCCAAUACGUUUUCAUAGAUAUCCCCAUAUGAGUAUGAGCAAAAGAAAACAAAUAAUUAUUUUAAACUAAAAAUGAUGGUAUUUUAGUGGUUA